GCGGCGAAGGGAGGCGGUAAAAAAAAAAAAAAAACAGCAGCACGCGAGGCCGCGAGCGCCUCUCCAUUUCGAACCAAAGGGGGGAAAGGAAAACAAUCCAGCACCGUCUUCCUGUGGUCUCCUCGCCAAACCCUAGCGCCCGCGCCCGCGCCCCUGGUCCUCCGCCCCCACCACCGUCGCCGUCGCGGUCGGGCGCCCCCUAUGGCGAAGUCGCGGCCGCCCAAGCGGAUCCUCGAGUCCUAUACCAUCAAGGGCUCGGACAAAGUCAUCAAGCCUGGUGAUUGCGUGCUAAUGAGGGCCUCUGAUGCAUCAAAGCCACCUUAUGUGGCAAGAGUUGAGGCAAUUGAGGCAGCAGGAUCUCGAGGUACCAAUGUGAGAGUACGAGUGCGGUGGUAUUAUCGACCAGAGGAGUCCAUAGGUGGUCGGCGGCCAUUUCAUGGUUCCAAGGAGGUCUUCCUCUCUGACCACUAUGAUGUACAAAGUGCUGACACCAUUGAGGGGAAAUGCAAUGUCCACAGCUUCCGUAGCUAUACAAAGCUUGAUUCUGUCAAUGCUGAGGAUUUCUUCUGCCGCUUUGAAUAUAAAUCAGCUACUGGCAGCUUCGUACCAGAUCGCAUAGCAGUGUUUUGCAAGUGUGAGAUGCCAUACAAUCCAGAUGAUCUUAUGAUCCAGUGUGAGGAAUGUUCUGACUGGUUUCACCCUGCUUGCAUUGGGAUGACAAUCAAAGAAGCAAAGAAACUAGAGCAUUUUUUCUGCCAGACCUGUACAGCUGAAAAUGGGAAGAUGGUUGAGAAUUCACAUGAAGCUACAGCGCAAUCGGAAGAAAAGCCGGUGGAGUCAAAAAGGCGGCGAAGGUGAUGGCCCUGCUGAUUAAAUCCAUGCUGGGUUGUACAAAGCCUUCCCAAGUUUGAGAACCUGUAAUUUUAUUGUUCGUCGCAGUUUGUGGUUCAGGGGUCCCCCUCUAAUGUCAGGCACACAGUGUACAUAGCUUGCAACCUGAUCAGAUUGUUGUAUUAGAGCAUACUAGGAUUUGUGUGGUGGUAGCAUCGGCAGUCGGACUAUUGGAGUAUAUGUAGAGUUGUAUGGCAUCGUAAUGCCAGCAGCAUCAGGUGAUCAAGCUUCCUCUGGGCAUUAGGACUCCUGCAUAUGAUCGAUCCAGCAAUAAUAAUACUUCCAUGCAGCUGCAGCUGGACCUGGCUAGUCAGUCACUAGUAAGUUGUCAGGAAAAACUUUUGUAUUGUCAUGUGAACCUUUUCUGAAAUCCUGUGUAAUGCAAGCAUCUUAGUGUGGUACUUGCAAAACUGUUGCAUGAAAUUGGACACCCACCCUGGCCCAUUGGCUGUGGUUGCGUAUUUGCGUCAGUCGGCAUUGUGUUUUAAGUUUGGAUGAAUGAACAAUAAUAAAGUUCAAAGUUUUAAGCCAA
Molecule: messenger RNA, 1423 nt
Organism: Sorghum bicolor (sorghum)
Lineage: Eukaryota; Viridiplantae; Streptophyta; Magnoliopsida; Poales; Poaceae
Product: chromatin remodeling protein EBS
Exons: 5
Coding region: 202-858 (218 amino acids)
Molecular function (GO): chromatin binding
Source: RefSeq, a predicted model, not a curated record